AAAAUAGUAAUUGAACAACAACCUCCUCAGAACAGGAACAACAAACAGCUACAGUAUAGCACCUGGAAUACAAGAACACGUACGGAGCAGAGAACUGGACCAAGGUGUCCAGGAUUAUGCCAAUCUAGUCAGAAUCAUCUGAAGGAUUUUUCUGCAACAGUGCUGAUUUGGCUGUAGCGUCUCAGCUGUAUCAUGGCUGACCCUUACCAGAACAAUGUGUACCACCAUGGAGGAGGUGACCCCUACGGCACCUACGGAGAGGGAGGAGGCCAGGAGGGCUAUGGUUACCAGGGCGAGUCCUACCCUCAGGAGGAGGAUGCAGCCAGCGAUGCCACGGAGGGCCAUGAUGACGAGGACCAGAUGUAUGAGGGGGAGUACCAGGGGAUCCCGCACCCUGACGAGGUGAAAGCGGCCCAGAGGGCAGCGAGGGCCAAGGCCAGGCAGGCUCAGGAAGGGGCCACGGAGCUCGAGGAGCUGGCUGAGCAGUAUGAGGACAUCAUGGAGGACUGUGGGCAUGGACGGUUCCAGUGGACCCUGUUUAUAGUGCUGGGCCUGGCUCUCAUGGCUGAUGGGGUGGAGUGCUUUGUGGUGGGGUUCGUGCUGCCCAGCGCUGAGAAGGACAUGUGCUUAUCCAAUGGAGAGAAAGGCAUGCUAGGUGAGUCAUGGCUAAAUGCCAAUACUUGUUGGAAGACAUACAGCCCAUACUAGCCCUUUUACAAUGUCUGGGUCAACUGAUUCCAGCCAACAGCAGCCUGGCAGUCAAUACUAGCCAGCAGAUACUCCGUAAAUUAGAAAUGUUCUCAAAUUAGCUAAUGGCACAGUCGAUUUCAAGAUUAAUCUGUUGGCUUUUCAUGCUCUACUGGACGUCAAUAUAUUCCUGCUUAGUGAAGCAGGUGGGAAAUGUAUGAUCCGUUUCCCCACAGCAAAUAACACAUUCUUUUUGGCAACCAGAACGGGUCUGCGGUAUGCCACCAAUCACACUGAUUGAGACUAUGCAGCAUUUUGUUGGCCCAUGUCUGAGGGAAAUGGGGUCCUCUUUCCAGCCACCUUAAUAACAGCAGCUAGCUCUAUAUGCAUGUCAGAUGAGUUCACAAAAGUUCUGAACGGUUCCUCUCAGAGACUGACAGAGAUUUUCAGUUCUUUUAGAUAGGCAAACAUUUAUCAAGCCUUUGAGUAGAAAACUUUGAACAUUUGAAUGUGUUGUAAUAAAGAUAAAUCAAACUAGACAUGAGAAAAUGAGGUUGAGAAUAGGACGUCUUUGAAGAGUGGGACACAUUGUUCUAGUGCAGUGGUGAAUUACUAAUUCAGAGUUAACACCGCGAGACAAGUCCUUCACUUUGAAGCGUGUGGUUGGAAGCUGUCCAAGGAGACAAAUAUCUGGGAUGAGAGGGCAGUUUUUUCACCCACUCCCCAGCCAGCAGCCUCCUCCCAGCAGCCACAGGCAGGCUGUACUGACAGUACUGAGUCAGCAGGUGGCUGAGGAGAGGAGAUCGAUAGCCACUCUACUGACCUUGCGUCUAGGAUACGUACUAUUCGCCUGCUGCUUCACUUCCCUUGGCUAACUAUGCUGCAGCAAUCACAAUCACAAGCAACUUUUAUUCACUACACUGUACAUUCUGCAGCCCUCACAUCUCAGAUUGUCUGACAUGCCCAAAGUAAUGGCACUUCGAGGAUAAAUAAUGUUUUGAAUUGAAUUAAAUUGAAUAGGUAUGGUGGUGUCAGGGUUCUUUUAGGUACUCGGAAGAAACAUGAUAUGCUGAUCACAGUUGAACAUCUCCUGUAGCAUCUCCUUUUAAAAUGAUUAAGUUAGCAGCUUUUCUGUUUUGGUGUGGCAUGAUUGGAAAUUCAUAGUCAGACAGCCUAUUAGUUAUUCACUAUCUCAUCUUGCCCUAAAUGCUGCUCUUUACAGUCAUUUCAUCUACAUAUUUUAGUCCAAAUUUACAGAAUAUACUCUGGUUUAUCUCAAGGGUUUCUAUGUUGACUUCCUAACUAUAAUCAAUCAGUUUCAAUGGGACUGAAAUAUGAAAUGCCUCUAAUUCACACUUUCACUGUGAUCACCACUGCAUACAUUCUGAAUCAAUGGAUGUAAGCUGUCCAAUCAGAAGGCAGAGUGGCAGCAGUGUCACUGUCCUUCGGGGAGAGGAGGGUGGGGGAUUGGUCCUCUUCUCCAUAUGCUUAUCCGGUGAUGGCAGGCCCGUGCCUUCGCUCUCACACCAGUCAUCACCCACCCCCACCCCCCAUGGCAGUGCCAUCUGCAGUGACCUCGUGGCCCAGAGCGUGAUGCCAGGCUUUGGCAUUAGGCACAUUGAUAAAUGUAGUGAUUUUUGGAAGAUUCUUCCCCAGUGAUACAUGGGUAUGGUUGAUAGGCUAUAUGUAAGCUGAGGAAAGCUUUAGGUGUACAUGUACAGUGCAUAGAAAAGUGACACAGAAAAGUACUGGAAUGGUACUUAUCUGGGGCUUAAAUGAAUAGACUUUAUCUGAAAUGACUGUACUUGCUUACUGAGGCACAAACACAGCCAACUACAGGAUUCUAUCGAAUUUCAGCAUUUACAUGAACUAAAUGAAAAGUAUACUUGACACAGGCUUUCAUUAUAUGCUAAAAAUACUUGUUCCAGCCAAGCUUUGCUAGAUGGACAAAGGUACACAUUAAAUAGUAUGUUCCACAAGAGACACCCCAGGAUAAGAGCGUCUGCUAAAUGACUAAAAUGUAAAUGUAAGUAAAAACACCUAAAUCAUUAUGACAUCUAAAUAGCAUCCCUGUUACCAUUGUUAAGGCUUCACAAAAGACCACUCAAGGCUGUUACAUUUGACCAAAAACACACUUUCUGUCAUUACCUUAGAAACACGAUUUUACCUCUCUGACCUAGCCCUUGAGAGACAGAAUGCAGAGUACAAAAAAUGGGAAUAAACAUGUACAACUAUUCCACUAAGUGUUUGUCUUUGAGUGUGUCCAAUUAAACAUAUUUUUUAUUACACUAAUUAUUACACUGAGAGAUUUCUCAAUACUGUCCAUAGGACAUUGCCCCUCUCAGGAGAGAUGGACAAGCCUGUCCCCUGGUGGACAACACCAAAAGUGUCACCAAUGUCCAGCUAUCCCGAUCUACUGGGGGUCUUUUAGUAGUUGAGCAAUUCAAGAACAACACAGUAUAUUGUAUGUUCCCUGAAAUACAAUGCUGUGAUCCAUAAAAACACAACCAGAAUGUAUGGUCAUCUCAACAGUGUGUUGAGUGGAAUCUGCCUUCCACUUUAUUCACUGAGAUCAAAUCACUAGAUAAAGGUCUGCUAGUGAACUGUAGCUGUGCAGGUCUCUGACUGUGUCUGGCCUCUCUCUCUCCUGCAGGUUUGAUAGUGUUCCUGGGCAUGAUGGUUGGGGCGUUCAUCUGGGGCGGCAUGGCAGACAAACUGGGCCGCCGGAGGUGUCUGAUCUGGGCCCUCACCAUCAACUGUAUCUUCGCCUUCCUCUCCUCCUUCGCCCAGGGAUACGGCUUCUUCCUCUUCUUUAGGCUCUUCUCUGGCAUCGGGUAAGAAAGACCGCCGUCUAUGGAGAAAGUGGAAACAAGGGAUGAGUUGCUUCUUGAAGGAAUUUGGGUUGUAACUGGGAUUGGGACCUAAUGUGAACAUGAUCCUCUCCACCUGAUACAAUGUGUACUGUACAAUGUUAAGUAUGUGUUGCACAAUGUGAUGCUUACACAGCUUCUAAAGAACUACAACAAAGAAGAAAUAGUUAGUGCAGGACAGCAGGUCAGCACAUUCAGAGCUUUCCUCCUCCUACAACAAUGCAGCACUGUGCUGUCCCAGAUAUCAUUGUUCCACAGGGAUGUAAGCCUAUGCAUACUGACUCCAGAAUCAGGUCAAAGCUACAUUAUGCAAAAACAUUGUGUUGUGUAAAAAGAAAAGCUCAGCUGCAGGAGCAUGGUGUAUUUGGCUAAUGUUUAUCCAUGUUUGGAUAUUUGUGGAAGCUCAAACUACUGACAAAAAUCUGAUUUAAAAAAGACUAUUCUCCUGCAUGUCUCCUGCUCCAAAAAUAUAUUACAGUACCAGUAAUUUGCUCUCUAGAUUUGUAUUGAAAUACAUCUGUGUUGGGUCUCUUUUGCUGAAAACGUGAUUUUCCUGUCUUUUAUAAAUGUAUAUAUUUCCACACUAUGAGGUUGCAAUAAUACUGUACAAUUGUGAGAAUGAUAAUGCCCUUUGAGUGUAAGAGAAAUUCUUUGAGAUUGAGAAAAAAACAUCUGCAUUGGAAAUUUUUAAAUAAAGAUAAUAGUUGCAAGAUUACACACCUCUUGUGUAGUCUACAAUCUCAGUGAGUUCCUAUAGUAAUCCUGUGUUUCUCCCUUCAGCAUCGGAGGCUCUGUCCCCAUCGUCUACUCCUACUUCUCAGAGUUCCUGCAGAUGGAUAAGAGAGGGGAGCACCUGAGCUGGCUGUGUAUGUUCUGGAUGGUGGGAGGCAUCUAUGCCUCCUUCACUGCCUGGGGCAUCAUCCCUCGCUACGGUAUAGUACACACUAAGCACUCAACAGGAAACUCUUACUAAACUAUAGAGUUCAUGACCUGGGAUCAAUAUUAUCUUACUUGCUAACAUAAGCAAGUUCACCCAAGUACAGCUACAGUAGUCCCUGUAUUGGAUGUUAUGUAAAUGUGACCAGAUUAUAGCAUAUGUGUUGGGUUCAUUAACUGGCUGAUUGAUUUUUAAUAAUAUUAGUCUGUAAACGCACCAAUAGACACAUUGAGAGAUGUUGGUUGUGUUAUAUUCCAAGCUCUUGAGUCUAGACACAGAGAAUGAAUAAGGAUUGUGUUGUGGCUGUAUUGUGUUCCAGGCUGGGGCUUCAGCAUGGGAACAGAGUUCCAGUUCCACAGCUGGAGGGUGUUUGUGCUGGUCUGUGCCCUGCCUGCCAUCACCUCUCUUGUGGGACUCAUGUUCAUGCCUGAGAGCCCCAGGUUCCUCCUGGAGGUAAGAUCUGUUUUCUCCAAAUAAAGAUUGUUCGAAGAUGAACAGUUCAGGAACGUUAUACUCUGGGUUUAACAUAUUGUGUCAAUCUUUUUUUUUUCUCCAUAAAUCAAAACUGAUUUUGUUGAAUAAAACAAAACGGAUAAAUACGUUUGUGGAUUACUAUCCUAAGGUUUUACUUAGAGUGUGUGGCUGUCUUUGUCAGAAUGCCAAACAUGACGAGGCCUGGAUGAUCUUGAAGAAUGUCCAUGACACCAACUGGAGGGCAAAGGGCCAGCCUGAGAAGGUCUUCCAGGUGAGUGGAGACACGACAACCGUUUGACACUAAAUAACACGCUUUUCAGCGUCACAGAAUAUAAUGAAACCUAACUAGAGAAGUGAUCAUAAUUUCAUUCCCCUCAGGUGACCCACAUCAAGGCUCCUAAGACCAAUGAGGAUGAGUUCAUUGAGAUCCAGAGUGCCACAGGGACAGCUAUACAGCGAUGGGCCGUUCGAACCCUCACUCUGUGCAAACUGGUAGGCCCCAAAAUGUUCUGAAAACAAACAUAUUACCUAAUGAGACCAACAUUAACACUAACAGGCUAUUAGUAUGUGACGUGUCACUGUGCCGUGUUUUCAUUGCAGGUGCUGAAGAAUGUUGCUUCUCUUUUGGGACCUGAGCUGAGACUGAGUACGCUGUUCAUGGCCAUCAUCUGGUUCACCAUGGCCUUCAGGUAAAUAUAUGUACAAUAUAUGUGAUGCCAAAGAGGUAAGAAUGUAUAGUGUGUGCAGCUGAUUGUAAAUACACUAUAUAUACAAAAGUAUAAGGACAACCCUUCAAAUUAGUGGAUUCGGCUAUUUCAGUCACACCCGUUGCUGACAGGUAAAUAUAUGUACAAUAUAUGUGAUGCCAAACAGGUAAGAGUGUAUGUAUAGUGUGUGCAGCUGAUUGUAAAUAUAUAGUCUGCAUCCCAAAUGGCACCCUGUUCCCCUUAUAGACCCUGGUCAAAAGUAGCACACUAUAGAGAAUAGGGUGCCAUUUGGGAAGGAAACAUACUGUAUGUGUAUUCUAACGUUGGUUGUCAAUGUUCUCUUUACAAUGGUCCAAUAACUCUAUUACCAUUGUAUUUCAGUUACUAUGGACUGGGUGUGUGGUUCCCUGACAUGAUCAAAUACCUGCAGCAAGAGGAGUACGAGUCCAAAGUCAAGGUGUUCCACAGAGAGAGAGUAGAACACUUCCACUUCAACUUCUCCCUGGAGAAUCAGAUCCACCGAGAGGGAGAAUACAUCAAUGACAAGUAUGUCACCUCUAUCGCCCCCUUCUGGCCCUUCUGACUACUGCACCACAGGACCAUGUGUAGUAGUAUUACAGUCUGUUGAUAAUAUCACAAUGUAACAUAUCAUUCUAUGUAAGUAUGGCACAUAUUAUUUCAUUCAAAAUGCUACAGACAAUUUUGAAGAGGGAUAGUGCUGUCUGUCAUUCUAGCAUGUAAUCAUUAGUUAGCUGUGUGCCACUUUGUCAAAAAGUCAGGAGUCAUGCUUUUGUGUUCCAUCCCUUUAGGUUCAUCAACAUAGAGAUGAAGUCUGUAAAGUUUGAGGAUUCACUGUUUGAAGAUUGUUACUUUGAGGACAUCAAGUCCACUGAAACAAUCUUUGAGAGCUGCACCAUCAGAUCCACCGUCUUCUAUAACACAGGUGGGAGCCGCUGGAGGUGUUACAGUAGGCCAACCAAUGCAUCACAUUGUUAACAAGUUUAACCCUUUGGAAAGUUUCCAAAAGAAAAAAAGGUUAAACGGAGAUUGAACUUUUGCAAUAAUCAAGUCCUGCUCAAUAUGAAUGAAACAUUGUGACCAUACAGUAUGUAAUGCAUAUCAACAUCAUCAAUUACUAUUGCUAUGUUUCACUGUAAAAAUACAGUACAUAUUGACCAAUGGACUAAGAAUUGCAAAGCCAUGAAUAUUAUUUAUGUGUUAUCAAUGCCAUUGUCACGUUUCCUCCAGACCUGUACGAGGAGAAGUUCAUAGACUGUAAGCUGGAGAACACCACGUUCCUCCACAAUAAGAAGGGCUGUCACCUGGACAUUGACGAGGAGAACGACGUGCUCAUCUACCUGGUCAGCUUCCUGGGGUCCCUGGCUGUUCUGCCCGGCAACAUCAUAUCAGCUCUGUUCAUGGAGAAGAUAGGCAGGGUCAAAAUGAUAGGUGAGUAGGUCUGUAUUGGACAAUGUAAAAUGGUACAAGGUUUCUUUCAUUUUAGCUGUAUUGGUUCUUCCAGUGCAGAUACUGUGUAGAGCAGCUGCUCAGCUAUUGCUCUGGGAUUCUGCUCUGCAAUUGUCAGAUGAGAAAGGUGUUAUGGAGUUAUAUCUAUGGGUGUGAGCCUUGAAAUAUGAUCAAGGAACAUUGAAGUGUGAAUUAAUCGUACCGCACACCUCACUGCUCCAUCUCCCUCUGCAUACGAUGUGCCACUGAGCUGAGCGACAUCCUACUGUGAGCCCAAUCUGCUCCACUCUUUGCAGGCCUCUCCAUGCUGACCUCAGCUGGGUGCACCUUCUUCCUGUUCCUAAGCUUCAGUCAGGCGGCCAUCAUAGCCUGGCAGUGUCUGUUCUGUGGGGUCAGCGUGGCAGCAUGGAACGGCAUCGAGGUCAUCACAGUGGAACUCUACCCAGCCUCCAAAAGGUACAGUACAGCAAUUUCUUAGAUUAGGCCUAUUGGAAAUAGCUAGCUUGUACUAUAUUGUAUGAUAGAUUUUAUACUCUUAGACUAUGUCAACCCAUGAUCAUAAAGUUAAAGACUAAGACAAGAAUGUUUCCUGUGGUUAUUUAACCUGUGUCCCUAACCUCCUCCCACAGAGCCACAGCAUUUGGGGUGUUGAAUGCCCUCUGUAAACUGGCUGCUAUCCUGGGUAGCUCCAUCUUUGCCUCCUUUGUGGGGGUCACCAAAAUCGUCCCCAUUCUCCUCUCCUGCGCUGCUCUGGUGUGCGGAGGCCUGGUGGCCCUCAAGCUGCCCGAGACCCGGGAGAAGAUCCUCCAGUGAGGUGGUCAUACUGGCCAAAGGUCAAAGGUGCCAGGAGCAACCUUUACAGGCGGAGUUACUCUGAGAGACACACAGGCAUUAAGCAAGAUUGGCUGUAACCAACAGGAAUUGAUGGGAGUUUGUUCCAGCAAGAUAUAGAGAACCUUUAAUAACAUGCUAACUAACAGUGUGCUUCAUUGUCUGUUCUGUCUCAACAGUUAUGAUGUGUUUGGAGUGAAAUGCUUUAAAAUCUACUCUGUAUCUAAAUUAUUCUUGGGACCAAAUGGACAUUUUCUCUAAUUCAAUCGCUUAUCUAUCAGUCUAUGAAUCAUAAUUUGCCCCACUAAUUUAUGAUACUGUACAUCUGAGACAAGAUGAGAAAUCUGAAAAUAUGUAAACCUCUUGAUGGAGGUAACCAGAAACAGAUAUCUGGUCAUGGAAAUCUUUCUCCAGCGCCAUUUUGAAUUCACAUACUGUUGUUGUUUUGUUUUGCUAGAAUUAUGUUUUUUUUUAUCUUAGCCCUGCCUCAAUGAAUAGUUCUCAACUCACACCCUCUACUUUCUCACCAAAAUGUAAACUCUAUAGACUGUAGCACUCCCUCCUUUUCUUGUCUUGUGUUACAAUCAACCUACAGUAUGAAGUGGGAGAACAGCAAAUAUCCUUCACAUCUGAACUGUAUUUUUGAAUCCCUACCUUUAGUUGAGUGUUGAGGUUAUAGUCCAUCAACCAGAACUAUACUCAGUAGGUCGCCGCAAAAAGAACAACAUAGAACUGCAAUUUACUGCAGUAUUUGCCCGUUCCAUUCUAAUAUUAUUUUCCUGCUGAAUAUGCACCUGGAAACCACAAUAAAUUGAUUUCGUUGUUGAUUUUUGCGUUCCAACUUCACAAUUGAAUCUAACUAGCAACUUCAUUUAGCAAACUGGUUGGUCCUACAGUGUGUUUGUGUGCUUGCUUGUAAAUGUUAUCAGUUCAGCCUCCAUGUUACUGCACAUGAUGCUCUUGGCUGUGCUUUAUUUGUGUUGUCUAUGCGAUGACAUCUUUCGUUUUUCUGUUUAAGGGAUACCACAUAGAAAUACGAAAACAAAUGUGUUUUACAAUAUGUGGGGGAAAUGCUCUUAUUGCAUUGGGGAUGGGGGAUUCACUAAAGCACACAGUGCUGUUACUGAUAACUGUCGACUGAGUUGCAUGUGUGUUAUCUACCUACCAGGUAAUGUUUCUGUGUUCAAAAAGCAAGUAGUCUGAAUUAUGUUUACUGUCUGUGUGUCAAUGUAAAUAACUGACUGGAUUGUAGCCUGUACCGGCUUGAAUUAACAAUCACUUUGGUUAGUUUAGGCAUUCAUAAGCUGUUUCUUGUCAAGUAUUGAGGAGCCAAUUGCAUUUCUUUCCAAUACAAAACAAGACUUUUGCCAAUUAUUUCUGUCAUACUAACAAUCGAACAGUUACACAAACUGAGGCUUUGCUGUUGAAACACCAUUUUGCAUUUGACUAUCCUUAUUGUAUCUACACUAUAUUUGCAAAAUAACACCUAUUUUUAAAUAGAGAAAGUUACAAAGCAAGAAUGAUGUUGAAUUAUCCUUCUUCAAAGUGUAGCUUUGGUUUCCUUUAGCUAGUCUAUAGUGCACCCUCACCAUUAUAUGGAGGUAGACACAAUCACAUUAUUGCCAAUACAUUGUGUAGUUAUACCUCUCUUGAAAACAUACACUGAUCUGUUAUCAAUUGAGCUGCAGGAAGUUAUCAGCCUUACCUGAACGCAACGAUUCUGUCGAGCCAUAAGGUACAUGGUGUUUUCAAUAAAACCUUGUUUCUUUCUCAAGCAUGCGUUUGAACUGUACUGCCACCAUUAUCAAGGGAUUGGCUUAUGAAUACAGUUCUUGGGUGUUUUAUUUUUCUGAGUUAGUUUGUGUCUCUGUCA
Messenger RNA from Coregonus sp. 'balchen', 9846 nucleotides. Lineage: Eukaryota; Metazoa; Chordata; Actinopteri; Salmoniformes; Salmonidae. The record is from the annotation of a GenBank genome assembly.